Molecule: messenger RNA, 2189 nt
Organism: Cuscuta campestris
Lineage: Eukaryota; Viridiplantae; Streptophyta; Magnoliopsida; Solanales; Convolvulaceae
Source: the annotation of a GenBank genome assembly
GCCUUUAGGCCUUUGUUUAUAGUGUUUGCUUUAGUUAUUGCCCUUUUUGCCAUAGUUUGUAGUCUGUGAAUGUAUGCUUCUGUGCUAACGUGGGUAUGGGUGCUUUUUGUGAAUUUGUGUUCUUAGUUUGUUUCGUGCUACUGUGUUUACUUCUACUUUUGUGUUGAGGCAGGGUCUAUAAGAAUUGUGAAAUUCUUCUGGGGUUGUUGUAGUUUUUUGUUCCGGCUUGUUUAUUAUGAAUUUUGAUUCUCUAUUUGGAGCCUUAUAAAUGUAUUUCUUAAUUGCUACUUUCUCCAACCCGUAGAAAUAGUCUUAUUUUUCUACUUGUUUGUGUCUCAUAAAAAGAAUCAUAUUUCCGAAAUUGUUUAAAGAAAUAGGUAUAUUUAGUGUUUUCUAAGCCUUGUACUAUACUAUAAUUAAAAAGUUUCACUCACCUCAAUGUGCACACUUUAUAUGGGAUGGAUGCAGAAUGCAGUAUUUUUCUUGGGUGUAGUGAACAAAUUGAGUUUGGUCUUCAUUUUCAUCUCUCUGUGACCAAGUGUUGCUUUUUUGGACUUAGAAUCGGAUUAAAUGUGGGUAUUGAUUGUUCUAUUCUCUGUAUUUGUUAUCGUGUAAUGCACUUGGCGAUCAGUUGCUUGUUUUUUUCCCUUGAUUAUUACUGUUCAGGUGCUUGAAUGGAUGGAAACAAAACCAGAGAGGUUCUGGCUGAGCACAGGUGACAUAGCCAUUAAAUUAGACCUAAUAUCCAAGCUGCAUGGAGCUUCAAGCGCUGAAGAUUACUUCAAGACGCUGGGAGACUCUUUAAAGGACGGACGAGUAUAUGGUUCACUUUUGAAUGCGUAUGUCAAUUCCAAAAUGAAGGAAAAAGCUGAAUCUGUAUAUGCCACAAUGAAAGAAAAAGGUUAUCUACUUUAUGCACUUUCAUGUAAUGUUAUGAUGACGCUUUACAUGGACACCAAAGAAUACGAUAAGGUGGAAGCAAUAAUUUCAGAAAUGAGAGUGAUGAACAUCCCAUUAGACGAAUAUUCAUACAAUAUCUGGUUAACCUCCCUCGGCCAUCAAAGUUCUAUGGAAAAGCUGGAGCUAGUUUUUGAGUCAAUGAAGGCAGACGCCAAUGUUGAGCUUGAUUGGAGUACUCUAAGUACCAUGGCUAGAAUGUAUAUUAAGACAGGACAAUUUGAAAAAGCCGAAGAGUAUUUGAAACUGGCAGAGGAUAAAAUCGAAGGUCAAAACCGUUCCCCUUACCAUUACAUUAUCAGUCUUUACGGAGCAAUUGGUAAAACCGGAGAGGUGUACCGUGUUUGGGAAGCUUACAAGUCAAAAUUUAUGAAAUUGACUGACAUGAGUUACCGUGGGGUAAUUACAGCCCUGGUAAAAUGUGGUGAUGUCCAAGGGGCUGAAGAUCUCUAUGACGAAUGGUCAUCAUCAAAGCCAAGGCUAUUUGACCCACGCAUAGGAAACAUUCUAUUGGCGUGUUAUGUCAGGAAUGGGGAAACAGAGAAAGCUGAGGCCUUUUUCAGUCAAAUGGUAGCAAUGGGUGUGAAGCCGAAUUCAAGAACGUGGGAGAUUCUAGCCGAGUACCAUAUUAUUGGAAAGAGAGUCGCGGACGCUUUGUCUUGCUUGAAGGAUGCUGUGGCUGCCAUGGACUCAAAAAACUGGAAACCUAAGCGCGCAAUUGUGUCUUCUAUAACAGAGUAUUGUGAUGAAAUAGGUGACACAGCAAGUAAGGAGGUGUUAUUCGAGGUUUUGAAGCAAACUUGUUAUUUUGAUGAUGAAACAGACAAGGACGAGGAUGACUUUGCAUGAGGAAAAAAGCAGAGAGAGAGAGAGAGAGAGAGUUUACAGGGCUGAAGCUCUUGCACUAUUGAGGAGAUGGAUGGCGGUUCUCGGAGGGAAGCGGGGUAAUAUAGUCCGAGGGUGUGAAAAUUGAAAUUUUCAAGUUGGAGAAGUAUAAAACUGUGUUGAUGACAAAACCCAGAAAAAGCUAAGCAAUAUUGGAAGCAUACCCAGGUACUUUGCUUUGGACAACUGAAUAUUAUUAGUAUGGGAGUGUAGUUUGUUCAUAGGUGUAUGACUAGAACUCUGUGCAUUAUUUGGAUGUGAUGAGAUUUUGAUUUUCUCUAAACUCUGUUGAUUCUGAUUUUGAAUGAGUAUUUUGUAACCAUUGAAUGAGCUCUAUAUAUCUAAUU